Messenger RNA from Folsomia candida, 2199 nucleotides. RefSeq lists its product as uncharacterized. The record is from RefSeq and is a predicted model, not a curated record. The transcript is spliced from 7 exons. Bases 1 to 2154 code for a protein of 717 amino acids. NCBI's taxonomy places the organism in Eukaryota, Metazoa, Arthropoda, Collembola, Entomobryomorpha, Isotomidae.
AUGUCGAAAUCGGGCAGAAAACCUGGCAUGGAUAAGGAUAACCCGGACAAGAGGAAGUUCGGGUCAGUCAAAACUUUUGGUGGUGGUGGAGGAAAUCAGCUUGACACGGAUAAGCAACGGGGCUUAUCAUCCAUCCUCAUGGUGCGCGGAAACUCAGCCCGACCUCGAGAAGGAGAUGAUGUCCCCUUAAAAACUGUGAUCUCUAAAACCGACCACCUCGCCCGAAUCUCGAGCUGGGAAGCCGCCAUCCAGGACAACUUGGAUUCCGUGGAUUUCGAAACAGCCACCUCCGCCCUCGUCGACGAAGCGGUACGAACCCUGUCCAAUUGGGAGAACGAGGUCGGGUCCAUUCGGCACUUGGAGACGGAGCAACCCUCACCCUCGACGAAGGAAGUCUCGUCGCAGCAUGUCGACGAGAAAAUUUCGCCCUCCGCGAGACUCAAUCUUGUCGCGGAUUUGAAAAAGAUUAAGAAAUUUAUCGACCCAGAGGAUCACAUUACUCCUCGAAUCAUGAUUUCCGAAUUUGAACGCUACAUUUCCUCCAAGAAUCAAAUCCCUGUCCAGGAAACGACUCCACAAUCACCGACAACGCCACGACGUGUCCAAUUCGACACGCCGCCCAACGAGGAAACCGGAGUCGUUUACUACCCGCGUCGUCCGACCGGGGUCGUUGUGGCGAAACCAGGGCCGACGCCGAGAGGGCGGCAAGAUGUAGAUUUGCGCCUUCAACGACCCGGCGCGUUGACGACUUAUCGCGCAGAAAAUGAUAAGGCGACGCCAAGUGGGAGGGAGGAAGAGGGCGGUGGUGGUGGGGCCAAAAUGCCCGGACCGAAUACGGACUGGUGGAGGAGGAAGAUUCGCCAAGGAAUGAUGCAGACGGAGAUGCUGAUGAGCGAGCUGGUUCGACAGAGGAGGGCGGAUGAGAAGUAUUAUCAUGGAAUUAAUCCGUACAUCUAUGGUCUCGAAAUGUACCACCCUCAAGAACACGGCCCACCUUCAUCCCGCCAUCGCCAUCCACCCGCCGUGCUCGCGGUCCAAUCCCGUCUCCGCGCCUCGCUCCAAGAAUCUCGUCGUCGUCACGAAGAAUGUUUCGGAUCGUGUCCAACAUCAAGGACGAAAACUGUUCCGCAACAAGAGGAAGCCCCCGCUAAGAAGUUUCCUGCCGAGAAAAAACACCUCGUCAACACCGCGUCCGGUCGAGAUGACCAUGACGACGACGAAAGUAUCACGUCCGCCGCGGAAUUGAAGGUCAGAUCUGUCUCGCGUCCGGUCAAAAAUCCAAAAAGUGUCACAACUGGAGGAAGGAAUUCUGAUGUCAAAGUCAUUUUUGAACGGAAUUUUCGUACUGGUGGUGAAGAUAACCGUCACCCCGACGUGCUGAUAACCCGGGAUGAUAACCCGCCCCCACAAAAGAGCAGAGUUGCCACGAAGGCGCCAACGGAGACGGCAGUGGUGACGAAAAAUGUGUCGCUGUACAAACCUAAACAGGUCGUUGUGGUGGAUGCGGUGAAGGCUAAGGCGCAAACGGCGACGCAAAAGGGUCACUCAUCCAUCAAUCCGGAAUGGGUCGAACGUUUGAUUCAAGCGCAGAAAAAGCAUCAGAACAAAGAUCUCGUCGCGACCAAGAAACGCAUCGAAACCGAACGGAUCGCCACGAACGAGCUGUACUACGAGUUGAGGAGGAACAAGUCCCGGCUGGAAAACGAGGUCAACAUGGAAAAACGAAGGAUGGCUCUCAACUGGAAACUUCUCAAUCAGAAGAAAGCCCACGAAUCUGACUCGUCCGAUGAAGAUAUUCACCGUAAAAGUCGUCACUCGUCGAAAUCUCGCGCCAAGAAGUAUCCCACGUCACGACCGGCGACGUCGACCUAUUCUCCAAAAUUGUACUACCCUGAUAACCACCAAGAUAAGCAUGACCACCAUGACCACCACCACCACUCCGAGCAUAAGAAAAAGACGCCCAAACCCGCAUUUCCUCGGUGGAAAGAGACCCCCAAAGGUCUCUCCGACUGGUUGGAGGACGUCGUCGCCAAAGCGAAAGAACACAAGGACAAGGAACAUAACGUUUCAGAGGAAAAAGAACAAUAUAAACCUAUGAAACGGAGAGGGGAUCAUACCGGGUGGGCCCCGUUGGCGAAAAGUAUGCAAUUUUAAAAAGAUUAAGUUCGAAAUUUUGAAAUACAAUUUGUAGAAACAGUU